AUGUCCGACCAUGUAAUUACCGAUUCUAUAUCAAGAUCUCCUUCCCAGCCCGCCUCCGCCUCCCCUGAUUCUUUCUUCUCAGCUUGGUGGGCCGGACUGACCAGCUGGUGGAAUAUUCAUCCGUCCUCAAACUCAUAUUCGCAGCUUCCCCAAGCUCCCGAUCAACAGUCCCCUAGAUUGGAGGGUGAGACGCAAGAUUCCACAAUGGAGGCAUUGCGGUUAUCUAAAGCCCGAUGGCGCACUUACUGGCUUGCCGUUGUUCUCUGUUGUGGUGGUGCAUUGUUUGGAUAUGAUUCAGGCGUUAUUGGUGUGUACCCUGGCGGUGUUCUCACAUUCGACUCCUUUCAACAAUCAUUCAAAUUCACUUCAGGAGAGAAGACUCGCAUCAGUGCCAUUGCGGUUGGCAUCCAACAGGCUGGCGCACUAGCCGGUUGUUUUAUCGUUUGGCCAGUGACCAACCGGUGGGGCAGACGAAUUGCCAUGAUGGUCUGCUCCGUGGUCUUCUGCAUAGGCGUCGUGCUAGAGGUCAUCGACACCAACUCAUUAUCAGCAUUUUAUGUCGGACGCGUGAUCUGUGGUCUUGGAGUCGGAGCAUCCGCCACUGUCAUUCCAAUCUACCUAUCCGAGAUGAGUCCUAAGGAGAUUCGUGGCCGGCUUGGCAGCUGUUACCAAUUGACCUACACGAUUGGCAUUUUGGCAUCUUACUGGAUUGACUACGGCGUUGAAAAGAUGCCUUCUAGUGCCAAGCAGUGGCAGCUGCCAAUCGGUCUGCAGCUUGUUCCAGGUGCUUUGAUGGGCCUGGGCAUGUUCACUUUGAAUGAGAGUGUGCGCUGGCUCUUGGCCCAUGGGAAAACCGCGCAGGCGUGGGAAAGCCUUGUAUGGAUACGUGCUGGUGACGGGGCUGCAGUGCUGGAGGAAUUUGAAGAAAUGCAGCGUGGCCUUGAGGAAGAGCGUCAUGCGACGGCUGGCUUCCAUCCGCGUGAAUUGCUUGAAGGGCCUAAUUUGCACCGACUCCUGGUCGGCGGUGGUCUCUUCCUGGCGCAGCAGUCGACUGGUUCGACUGCCCUCGCCUACUUCGGCCCUCAAUUUUUCUCCCUUAUCGUUGGCCCAGGUGACAAGAAUCUGCUACUUACUGGCAUCUUUGGUGCUGUGAAGGUUGUAGCCUGUUUGAUAUUCGUGUUAUUCAUGUCUGACCGAUUCGGUCGCCGCCCAGUAUUGGCUGGGGGAGCUGGCUUCAUGGCUGUGUGCAUGCUGGUCACCGCUGCUGUCGUCAAGAACUACCCACCAGUGGAUGGAGUGGUGUCCUCUGCGGGCAUGGCUACAGUUGCUUUGAUCUAUCUCGAUAUUAUCGCUUAUAACUUGAGUUGGGGCCCGUUGCCCUGGCCAUGCGCAAGUGAGAUUUUUCCCACUCGAAUUCGCGAGCCGGGUGUCGCCUUUGGCGUUGGCUCUCAGUGGCUCUUUAAUUUUGUAUGGAGUUUUUCCACUCCAUACAUUAUGGCCGGAAUUGGCUGGGCGACAUUCUUGCUAUUCGGUCUGCUGGAUAUUAUUAUUCUCGUCGUGACUUACUUCUGUCUGAAGGAAACUGCGGGCAAGACAUUAGAGGAGAUCAAUGAGAUGUUUGAUGGUAUUGAUCCUGAUGACGAGCAAGGAUGGAAGGAUGAUACUAUCAUUGAUGGCAUGGGCGCGGAGACGACGGGACUAGAUCGGUCACCGCGAUAUCUUGACGGAGCUGAGUCUGUCAAUACAGCCAAGUCCACCCAGGAUAAGAAUGGAACCAGGCACCUCGAGUCGACCGCAGGCUAG
Penicillium longicatenatum is the source of this 1803-nucleotide messenger RNA. RefSeq names its product sugar porter family MFS transporter. Gene Ontology annotation, cellular component: membrane. The transcript has 2 exons. NCBI's taxonomy places the organism in Eukaryota, Fungi, Ascomycota, Eurotiomycetes, Eurotiales, Aspergillaceae. Bases 1 to 1803 code for a protein of 600 amino acids. The record is from RefSeq and is a predicted model, not a curated record. Gene Ontology annotation, biological process: transmembrane transport; carbohydrate transport. Gene Ontology annotation, molecular function: carbohydrate:proton symporter activity.